CUCUUUAGCUCCGUAGCAGAAACAUCCCUUCGGGACGGAGGGGGGAGGCGAAAUCUCGAAACCACCCUCACAUGAUCAUUAGAGCCGAUCUCACCAACCAUAGCAAGCAGAGAAUCUGACGUCACGCCACAUAGUCUUCUAUUGGUCGAGACCGAAGAACCUCAGGGAAAGACAAAUGUCGGUAAUAAGGAUACAGUUGACAUAGAACGAAUCCAAGUAGGUUCUAAUCACCUUCAGUUUAAAGAUCUCUCUUGAGAAAGUAGCUUAUCCUCUUUCAGAUUCCCCUGCAUUACUGAAUAGUCGACUUUUUUUUUUCCCCUGUAGAACUUAGCAAUAACGGAUGAAGUCAUUCAUAUGGUAACAUCUUUAAGUUAACGUAUCAUCGCUGUAUAUUAUUUCUAAACAUCUUUUAUCGUGAAGAUUUCAAAAAGCAUGCAAACCACAAUGUUAUCUUUCCCAUACUCAUUAUCGUGUCGUCCGUUCGUGGAUGUCUCUGCUGCUGAUUCCAUGACAUCUUCCUCACCAUCUAAUACACCAAGUCCACCGGCGGCCAACUUCGUCAACCGAUGCUACGAUGCCGCAAUGUCCAGCCGAUUGCCGAAUUCAACAACUACUUUCACCGGCUUAGUAUAUCAACAGAAAAGUUAUCCGCAACCGGAAAAGAACAUUUCCAGAAUUACUUCCAGGAAGAAGUCUUUCACAAUCGAAGCAAUUUUAGGACUUGAUGACAACAGAAUCGAGAAAGCAGAUAAAUACGGCGAUGAUUUCGCUCCAGGAGGCGGCCGCGACGGGCGGUUAUUAUCCCCGAAAUCGUAUACUGUUCCAUCGGCCACACCGAGAUCAGAUCUGACGGCGCUCUUUUCAUCGUCUGUUGAAUCCAGUGCAUUAAGAAAUGAAAGAGAAAACAAGGCCAGGGUACAUCAUUCUAACUCUGAUGUCCAGAGCAGAUUCAAUUUGCCUUCCAGCACGAGCAACAUAUCAUCCAAUUCAAACGAGAAGCCGACGAUUCUAGCCUGUGCCAGCAACCAGAAAUCUGUGUCACACAGUGGUAAAAUGAAACGAAUUCGAACCAUUUUUACACCCGAACAACUUGAACGCCUUGAAACUGAAUUCGAACGUCAGCAAUACAUGGUGGGGCCAGAAAGACUGUACUUGGCAUCAGCACUGAAUCUCACAGAAGCUCAGGUCAAAGUUUGGUUUCAAAAUCGUAGAAUAAAACAUAGAAAGCAACACAUUGAAAUGCAACAAGCCAGACUUGCUCAGUUGAGAGAAGCUGAGAAUAUUGAAAGUGAAGAAGAAUCAGACCAAACUAAGUUAAUGAAAAAUGUUUCACCGGGUUCUUGGGAAAACUCUAUGGACGAAGGGCAUUAAUCUCACUUGUAACAAAGCAAAACUGUAAAAAUCAGCAUUUAAAACUAUAUUUAGGAAGCAAAGUGAGACAAAGCGCGAUAAUAAAUGCACGCUUAUAUCAGUUCGGUUCAUAACUGUCUUGAUAAUAAUUAUCGGUAAAAUGCAGUGAUGUUAUGUGUUUCUUUUAAACAGUUACCGCGCAUCCUUGCAGCGUCAUCACUGGUUGUUUUCCUGUAAGCUUCAUAAGCGAUGCUCUGUUUUUAAUCAUAAUGUAGAUAUUAAAAUUUGAAAUCAUAAUGUAGAUAUUAAAAUUUGAAACAAUACAGCAAUGAAUAAUUAUAAGCAAUAACAAAAUAGAGCCAUUUCGUCUCAUAUUUGGACAAAACUUGUGUGUAAGAAUUAAAAUUCAAUAAUUUGUUAUCUAAUUUAUGUAUGAGGUAGAUGUUACAUGCAGUGAAUAAGUAUUUUUUCAAAAAGAAAAAUUUCGCAUUUCUGCAGUUAUUUCCUACUUUUUUCUUUUCUUUCAUGCAAGAUGUAUGUAAACUUUUCCUUUCCUUCGAAACUCGAGUAAAAUUUUACGUCAGUUAUAAUCAUUUGGAAAUUUCUGAUUUUUUUUUUUACUUAAAGUUUCUUAUAAAGAAGUUUAUUCAGUUUUUUAAACACAUAUAUAAGUGUAAUGAAAUUCAAUGGUAGCCAUGCCUUAAAAAGAUUUUUUGUUUAUAACCAUUAGUCUUUUCUUAAAAGAAAGUGUUAAGUAUGAUAAAUAUUUGCAAAUUAACGUGUGUAUUAUUAUUUAUUUGACUAGAAUUUGUACUUAUAUUCUAUUUGAAGUAUUUCAAAUUUAUCUAAAUACAAGUAAUUAUCAGCUUUACCAGUUUUUAUCUUCAAUGAAUUAAAAAAUUUUAAAAAGUUUUUUACCCAUAAGGCAGAAAGCAAAUUAAUUUUGUCUAUUAAAGUGCAGUGGUAUCUCGGUAUAUGUCAUUUAUUCAUUCCAGAUCCUUGAACGUAUACUAAAUAAACUUUUCCAAUUAAAAGGAGACUAAUUAAUCUACUCCUAUUAUUGCUACACUUUUUUAAUACUAAAAUACAAAUGUAAUGGGUGAAAUAUAUAUACUAUGCGUAAGAUGAUAUGCACAUGAUACUGACUGAACAUGUUUGUUUGUUAAAAUUUUUUUCUUCCACCGAGAUCAAAAGCAAAUUUUUAACAUGCUCUAACGUCCAUGAUAUUUGUUUGCUAAUCGAUUUCACCUUCGCAACCUUACUCGAUUUUAGCAGCGCCCUUGUUCUCAAAAUCGUAGCCACCGUCAUACUCGCCGCAUGGUAUCCAUUAAGUAAGUUCAGGAUACCACAUGUCAGUGAUCUUUUUUCAUCUAUAUAGUGAUUCUAGCCAUUUUCUCUGUUGCUUUAUUGUUCUCAUCAAUUUACCUAAAGCUCAUUGUUAAUGAAUUUACAAAAAAAUUGCGGGAAAACACAAUCACUUGAAAAUUCAGAGCUAUAGCGCGAGUUGUUUACUUAAUUGUAGCAACAGACGUAACUACGCCUGUGAGUUUGGUUUAUUUGAUUAUGGAAAAGCCCUCAAAGGCUAUCUGCCUAAGGGAAGGGAUGCCUUCGUGGAGGACUUUCAAAUAGAAACUGGUUCGCAUGCACGUUACGCAUGGGGAAAACCACGAAAACGCCGUGCUGCCAGUCCGUAAGCCGGGAUUAGAAUCCCGGGCCCAACUAUGUCCCAGGGAACUAGUCUUCAGCGACUUUACCGCUCGCGUCCAAACAGGGCGUAUACCAAGUAGGACGUAUUUCAAAGCGAACAUAUACCGAAGCACUAUUGUAUUUAAUAAGAUUUUAAUGAAAAGAAUAGACAAAAACUGAAGCAAAUACUUGCAUGUAUGGUUUCAUUAGUAGUAAUACUGCAAAAAAUUUCAUGUAUACUGCAGAAUAAAAGUGUUAGAUACUGCAAACAAAGCGAGUCCUCUCUAUCUCGACCAGCUCUGAAACUGACAAGCAUUUCAGAAAACACUGCUCUCUAAAACGACCACCUUCACAGGAGACCAAAAUCGUAUGGAACAGUCUGCGGUCGGGUUAGAAAGGAGUCGCUGUAAUUUUCACUUUAAUUAUGUGUAUGUAGUGUAAAUAUAUCUUUCAUCUGUUGUUUAUGAAAAAUGCGUUCCUAGUGGAUUCUUAAAGUAUUGUAACGCACAUUACCAGUUGCAAAGUGAUUAUAAUGUUGAUAUAUUUGUGUUUGACUUGAACAAUAUGAUUCAACACAAAUUAGAAGGAUUCUAUUUGCUAUAAUUAGACAUACAUGUGAACAACAAAAUAUGUGAAGAAUGGUCUAAGCAAAAAUAGCACGAUUUCUUAUCAUCUAGUCCAAUUUUUGUACAAAGCAAUUUUAUUUAAUGUUUUACCUUUACUAUGCGUAUUGGUUUUCCGAGAAAUCAUAGUAAUACGUAUGCAAUGUGAAAUAAAUGUAAAUUUUCUUGAAA
Molecule: messenger RNA, 3830 nt
Organism: Stegodyphus dumicola
Lineage: Eukaryota; Metazoa; Arthropoda; Arachnida; Araneae; Eresidae
Biological process (GO): neuron differentiation; central nervous system development; regulation of transcription by RNA polymerase II
Cellular component (GO): nucleus
Molecular function (GO): RNA polymerase II cis-regulatory region sequence-specific DNA binding; DNA-binding transcription factor activity, RNA polymerase II-specific
Source: RefSeq, a predicted model, not a curated record